Molecule: messenger RNA, 663 nt
Organism: Penaeus vannamei (Pacific white shrimp)
Lineage: Eukaryota; Metazoa; Arthropoda; Malacostraca; Decapoda; Penaeidae
Source: RefSeq, a predicted model, not a curated record
AUGGGCAGCGUCGUCAUAGUCACAGCUCAAGGAUGUAGAUUCCCAAGAAAUAACAUUUCCCUCACAACACCAUGCCCCAUAUUUCCCACACACUAUACCAGACUGCCCACAACACCAUGCCCAUACUUCCCACACAACACCAUGCCCCAUACUUCCCACACAACACCAUGCCAUACUUCCCACACAUAUACCCAGACUGCCACAAACACCCCCCAUACUUACUUCCCAUACUUCCCACACACUAUACCAGACUCCCACAACACAGGACACCAUUACAUUUCCCUACACGACUAUAAUUCCCACAACACCACUGCCCCAUACUUCCCACACACCAUACCAUUAACCACAACACAGGACACCAUACUUUCCCCACAACACCACGCCCCAUACUUCCCACAUACCAUACCAUUAACCAAACACAGGCUACCAUACCUCCCACACCACACCAUGCCCCAUACCUCCCACACAACACCAUGCAAACACCAUGCCCAUACCUCCCACACAACACCAUGCCCAUACUUCCCCCACAACACCAUGCCCAUAUCUUCCCACACACCAUACCAUUACCCACAACACAGGCCACCAUACUUUCCAACACCACACGUCACUCUAAGCACAGCACCUGCCCCGCCACACUACAAGCUACCGCCACCACGCCCCUAA